CUAUGGUGUAAACUGUAAACUAAGAUGGCGCUGCCCGUGAGGACAAGCAUGAAACGGCUUUUAGGCUCCAUUCAAAGAUGUACAGCGACUAAAAGUUUAUGUACCGAAGGGAAAGACACAGAAAAUAAAGUGAGUUGUGGGGGGCGGGUCUUCUCUGGGAUACAGCCCACUGGUGUGCCUCACCUGGGGAAUUACCUGGGCGCUCUGGAGAGCUGGGUGGGGCUGCAGGGCAGCUUCAGCUCGGUGCUGUACAGCAUCGUGGAUCUGCACGCCAUCACCGUCCCUCAGGACCCCGCCCUGCUCAGAGAGAACAUCCUGGACAUGGCUGCCAGUCUGCUGGCCUGCGGCAUUAGCCCCGCCCACUCCAUCAUCUUCCAGCAGUCACAGGUAUCGGAACACGCCGAGCUCUCCUGGAUCCUGGGCUGUUUGACCAGCAUGCCCCGCCUCCGGCACUUGCCGCAGUGGAAGAUGAAAAGUAAAGACAAGAAAGAGGGCAGCGUGGGAUUGUUCACAUACCCAGUCCUCCAGGCGGCUGAUAUCCUCCUGUACAGGUCCACUCAUGUCCCUGUGGGGGAGGACCAGGUGCAGCACCUGGAGCUGGCCCAAGACGUGGCCCGAAUCUUCAACAACCAGUAUGGAGAGCUGUUCCCCAUCCCCCAGGCCCUGCUCAGUGCCUCUCGCAGGGUUAAAUCUCUCCGGGACCCCGCCUCCAAAAUGUCCAAGUCUGACCCCCAGCGGCUGGCCACGGUGCGCCUGACGGACUCGCCGGACGACAUCGUGCUGAAGUUCCGCAAGGCGGUCACGGACUUCACCUCCGAGGUGACCUUUGACCCCGAGCGGCGGCCGGGCGUGUCCAACCUGGUGGCGAUCCACGCGGCGGUGUCGGGGCUGACGGCGGAGGAGGCCGUGCGUUCCGCGCGCGGGAUGGACACCGCGCAGUACAAGCUGCUCGUCGCCGACGCGGUCGUCCACAAGGUGGCGCCGAUCCGGGCGGAGAUCGCGCGGCUGCGUGCGGACAGGGGUCAUCUGGAGGGCGUUCUGACCCGCGGCGCCCAGCAGGCCCGAGAUCUGGCCGCUCCGCUGCUGGCCGAGGUCCGGAGGCGGCUCGGGUUCUGCUGAGCUCGCAGAACCCCGGCUCGGGUUCUACUGAGCCCACAGAACCCUGGCUCGGGUUCUACUGAGCCCGCAGAACCCUGGCUCGGGUCACGAAGGAGAGUGAACGAGAGGAAGAGGGAGGUGGUGUAAAAAGUGUGUGAAUGAAAGACAGAGUGAGCAAGAGCAGGUAAAGACAGGAGACAGAACACCUGAAGUGCAGGUGAGUAUGUGUGGAUCGGAACAGCUGUGAGGUCUGACCCUCUCUUAGUUUUACACUCUGUCCAGUUACACAGCUGCCAAGCCACUGGUGAAUCCCGUUUGAACAUCUGCAUGGGUUCACAGGCACAGCAUUGCAUCUGAGACUCAAACCUGCAACCUCCUGAUUACCUGUCUGGUUCUGUACUGUACCUGUCAUGCACUGCAGCAGCAUACACGCACUUUUUACGCACAUGGGUGUGUGCUGCUUCUCUGUGGAAAAGUGAAAUCACACCCUGCUGCUGUAGCACUUGCAGAGUGUUUAUAUUUUUUGGGCUCACAGAAGUGCUGUCUGUGUGUUUCAGUUUGACUGUACUGUGGACAUUUUUAUGUCUGUCUCAUUUAUGGACAAAAAAAUUUACACUGCA
Messenger RNA from Anguilla anguilla (European eel), 1718 nucleotides. RefSeq names its product tryptophanyl tRNA synthetase 2, mitochondrial (gene wars2). Gene Ontology annotation, cellular component: mitochondrion; mitochondrial matrix. The transcript is spliced from 6 exons. Gene Ontology annotation, biological process: mitochondrial tryptophanyl-tRNA aminoacylation. The coding region runs from base 25 to 1119 and encodes 364 amino acids. Gene Ontology annotation, molecular function: tryptophan-tRNA ligase activity; ATP binding. The record is from RefSeq and is a predicted model, not a curated record. NCBI's taxonomy places the organism in Eukaryota, Metazoa, Chordata, Actinopteri, Anguilliformes, Anguillidae.